This is a messenger RNA of Dovyalis caffra, 237 nucleotides long. NCBI's taxonomy places the organism in Eukaryota, Viridiplantae, Streptophyta, Magnoliopsida, Malpighiales, Salicaceae. The record is from the annotation of a GenBank genome assembly.
AUGGGGAUGAAGCCAGCGAAACAAGCGAUGGUUGUAUUUGGGGCUCUUGCAUUUGGGUGGCUAGCUAUUGAGAUGGCUUUCAAACCUAUCCUCGACAAGGCUCGUUCCGCCAUGGACAAGUCUGAUCCUGCUCGCGAUCUCGACGACGACGACGCCGACGGCUCUGCUGAUCACAAGGAGAAGGGCUUGCGUGAAUCUGAUAUUGUUUUCUCUGACGACAACGCAGCAGCUCUUUGA